GGAUGAUCUGCCUGUGGCGCGCGGAGGGCGAGGCGUUUGCGCUUGCCGCGGCGCUGUCGCGCGUCACGCAUGCCGAUCCAAGGUGCGUGCUUGCUUGUGUCAUCGGGACGGGGCUGGUCAGGGCGUUGGUGAGGGGGGCGGUAAGUGGUGAGGGGGAGGUGGAUGCGUUGGUGGAGCGGGCGGUCGAGUGGUGUAGGGGGGAGGAUGCGGAGGGGAUGGCGAUGGUGAAUGUGGAGGAGCUGUGGAGGCAUGUGAAGCCCGAUGGGGGGCUGGAGGCGCUGCAGUUGGAUGAGCGGGCGGCGAUCGGGUACGUGUAUAAGACGCUGGGGUCCGGGGUGGUGCUGCUGCGGAUGGCGAUGCGUAGGAUGGCGGCAAGUCAGGGCGGGCUGCUGGACAGGACUCGUCUGUUUGAGGAGCUGAUCACCGACCUGGUCAUGCGCGGCGGGGAUGCGGAUACGAAUGCCUGCUUUGCGGGCGCGCUCCUGGGGGGGUAUCUCGGGUACUGCGCCCUGCCGGACCACUGGAAGCAUGGCCUGAAGCACGAGGCAUGGUUGCUUGGCAAGGCGGAGGCGCUGUGCCAGGUGCUGGGGCUUAAGGACGGGGAAUACAACGGCAAGGACGAUAAAGACACCGAGGUCCAUGGCGGCAAGCCGGAGUUGAGCAAGGAAGAGAUGGAAGUGCGCUGGAUGCUGCUGCAGCAAGCCAUGGUCAAGAAGAUGGAAGAUGCGGCGAAAGCGGCUGCUUCAUCUGCCAAGGAUACUUCGUCGAGGUGGCCCUUUGCGUGGCUGUCAAAUGGUCCAAAGUAGCUCUGGGCAUAAGCGCGUGGUGGCAAGAACAGCAGUAGGUGCGUUUGGUCAAUUUGCUGGCCCGCCCGUUAAACCAGCAGCUGGAGUUUGUACUCAAUACUUCAUUACUUGGUUGUGCCCCUUGACAGUUCGCUGAGAGGUGUUUGGGUGCCAGCUGCUUAACGCCCCCUACUCCAGCUCAACCGGCGUGCAGAUUCUGUUCUUGCUUGGAAUUAGCUUCCAGGCCG
This is a messenger RNA of Thermothielavioides terrestris NRRL 8126, 1033 nucleotides long. RefSeq lists its product as uncharacterized. The transcript has a single exon. The record is from RefSeq and is a predicted model, not a curated record. Lineage: Eukaryota; Fungi; Ascomycota; Sordariomycetes; Sordariales; Chaetomiaceae. The annotation marks the transcript as partial.